AUGUUCAACGACAUCCCAGUGCCUGAGAGAGCUGCUGUUCAUUCAGCCGGCUCAGACAAAUCUUGGACUCCAACUUCAUGGAUGACCAAGAAGAUUAUCAUCCAGGAGGUUCAAUAUAGGGACCCCAAGGCCCUUCAUGACGUUUGUAAUACGAUCGCAAAUUUGCCGCCUCUGAUCACUCCAGAGGAAAUUGAGGCUGCUCGAAGCCAGUUCGCAGCAGCAGCACUCGGAAAGGCAUUUGUUCUGCAGGGGGGUGACUGCGCAGAGAGCUUCAAUGAUGUACGACCUCAAAUCGUCAACCAGAAGGUCAGGCUUCUCGAGGAGCAGUCCCAUAUACUGGCCCACGGGCUGAACAGAUCGGUGGCCACGGUUGGGAGAAUUGCUGGUCAAUAUGCUAAGCCACGUUCAUCUCUAUGGGAAACACUUCCCGAUGGAACAGAAGUCCCUACGUUCAGGGGACAUAAUGUCAACGGAUCGGAAAUAUCGGAGCGCCAGCCUGACCCUCACCGACUGCUGCUUGGAUACUUCCACUCCCAAGCGACUCUCAAUCUUAUGCGGGGACCAGAUGCGCUUUCGACACCACCCAUGGCUUCUUUUCCAGCGACUCCGGCUGAUGGCGAAGAAGGGGCUGCAAUGAGACCCAAUGCGGGAACUAUUUAUACUUCGCACGAGGCCCUUCACCUGCCCCUCGAGAGUGCUUCAACAGAGGGUCGCUACAAUACCUCCGCUGCAUUUAUCUGGAUUGGCGAGAGGACUCGGCAGCUAGAUGGCGGCCAUGUCGAAUACGUUCGUGGGCUUCGAAACCCCAUCGGGAUCAAGAUCGGACCUAGCAUGACAGGAGAAACCUUGGUAGAGUUGCUGGACCGCAUCUGCCCCAAUGCUCAUGACGAUGAGCAUAUUGGCCGCAUCACCAUCAUUACUAGACUGGGUGCGGACAAGGUUGAGAGCGUUCUUCCUCCUCUUAUCCAGGCUGUUCGCAAAUCCGGCCACAGGCCCCUAUGGAUGUGUGAUCCAUGUCAUGGCAACACCUGCAGUGCCAACUCGGGACACAAGACACGCCAUGUUAGUCGGAUCCUGCAAGAAGCAACAACGUGUUACCGAGUUCACAAGGAGAAUAGCUCAACCCUUGGAGGCCUGCAUCUCGAACAAACCGGAGAGUUUGUGACCGAGUGCGUUGACGGCUCUGAAAUGGGCUCAGAGGAGAAACUCGGUACGAACUAUCGAAGCCUAUGUGAUCCACGACUGUCGUAUCUCCAGGGCUUGACAGUGGUUCGCGAGUUCGUGGACUUCGCGCAACACAUAGAUGCAAAGUAUCAAACAGCCGCAGACAACGGUAUCUAA
Microsporum canis CBS 113480 is the source of this 1341-nucleotide messenger RNA. Its product is annotated as class II DAHP synthetase family protein. Gene Ontology annotation, biological process: aromatic amino acid biosynthetic process. NCBI's taxonomy places the organism in Eukaryota, Fungi, Ascomycota, Eurotiomycetes, Onygenales, Arthrodermataceae. Gene Ontology annotation, molecular function: 3-deoxy-7-phosphoheptulonate synthase activity. The record is from RefSeq and is a predicted model, not a curated record. The coding region runs from base 1 to 1341 and encodes 446 amino acids. The transcript has a single exon.